AUGUCUUUUCGCGGUGGACGUGGUGGUCGUUUUGGCGGACGAGGAGGAGGUGGUGCUGGUGCUCCUAUGACUGAAGAAGAGCGUAAAGCUUUUUCAUAUGCGUUUCCCACGCCUACAUACCCUCCAGUUGCGGUUCCUUUACAAUCUAAGCCCACGAGGGUAGAACGACUAUGCGCUUCACAAUUUCUUCAGUUUCGAAAUCAAGUAAGAGAUGGUCCAUUUUAUAUUGGCAGCUAUGUUGGACCUCUAGUAGAUGAAUCUACUGGAAAAAGCAAAAAAAAGACAGCGGCAAUAGCUAUAGAAAUUGACGAGGGACAACAACUGAACGAUGGAAUCAAAAGAUAUACUGAUAGAUACACCAAAAAACGACGGAUAGGAACUAAGCCUGCAGUUGACGAGCAUCCUUAUGUCAUUGAGUUUUUCCCUAAAGAGUUAUACGAACCUAUGGGACACAUCACUUCAGGAUCCGGGAAAAAGAUAAAUCGAAAACUAGAUUUAUCACGAUUUACAGCUGAGCUUUUAUUAACGGAAGCUGGUGAUGAGUUAGAUGAUGAUCCUGAAGCCAGGGAGCGUAAACUUAAGGCAAAAAUAGAAGAACUUAAAGCUUCUGCUGGGUCCGGAAAUGAUAAAGAUGAUGAUAAGAGUGAUGAUAAUGAUGAACCCGAAGAAGAAUUUGAUGAUGAAUUUGAAUCGGAUGACGACGAUGAUUAUAAUGCUGAAAAAUAUUUUGAUGAUGGUGAAGGAAUGGAUGAUGAUGAUGAUGGGAAUGAUGAAGCUGCCUAUUAA
Molecule: messenger RNA, 786 nt
Organism: Magnusiomyces paraingens
Lineage: Eukaryota; Fungi; Ascomycota; Dipodascomycetes; Dipodascales; Dipodascaceae
Exons: 1
Coding region: 1-786 (261 amino acids)
Biological process (GO): transcription by RNA polymerase III
Cellular component (GO): RNA polymerase III complex
Source: RefSeq, a predicted model, not a curated record